AUGAAUAGGAAUUAUGUAAACCAGGUAAGAAGUAAUUUUAACGCUUUUUCGGCGAUGUAAUGGACAUCUUUAGCUGCGUGGCAACUGCGUGGCUACGUCUCUUUGUCUACAUUUCGUUUUUUCGUUUCGAAUUUCACCACCCAGCCAUGUCUUUUUAUCUUUUAGGUUUCGAAGAACAAAGCAUCAUCUUAAUUAAACCUUGCAGUAACCAUUGCUGUAACAAGAAUCAAUGUGCCAAUGGGGGCACCUGCACUGAGUUAUGUAAAGACGCUAAAAACAAAUUCAACUGCACAUGCGCAAUAGGAUAUUACGGCCGAUAUUGUCAAAAACGAAAAGUCGCAUCCUGCAAAGAGUAACUGCAAAGAAACGAAGGAAGCCAGUCUGGAGUCUACCAACUUUUUGACCAAACAACUAAGGCCUUGUACGAGGUCUACUGCGAUUUUAACUCUAGUGAUGGAUCUGCUUGGACACUCAUCGAGUCAUUCAGCUUGGCAAAUAAGGGAGAUUUUGCAAACAAGGAUUUUCAGGAAGACUACCCCAUAAACCAAAACGCUUUUGUGUGGGAUAAUUUUCGUUUAUCAUUAUCCAGGAUCACAACUACUGCUUUGCUUUCCACACACAUGAGGGCGACCUGCAACUUUGGCAUGCAUGGACCUAACUUCACUGAUUACUUGAAAGCAGCAUUGAGCGAAAUAAAUCGCAUCACUAGCUUGUCCUUCGAUAAGUGUCACCGAUAUGAAUACAUCAACAUCAGAGGUUAUAGCUGUAGUAAUUGCACAGCCAACUUUUAUCAGUCAAGAAGUUUUCAUUCUCACGUCGAUUCGUACUUUGGAACGUACAUCGACCAUUGUGAGCUUAAAACGCCAGGUGUUGUGGGUUCUUCAACCCGUGAAGAUAACUUGGGAAAUUUCAAAACAUUUAAUCCUAUACAUAGGUGUUCGUCUCCUGACGACUCUACCACCCAGUGGUGGCUUGGGGUACAAUAA
Messenger RNA from Porites lobata, 986 nucleotides. NCBI's taxonomy places the organism in Eukaryota, Metazoa, Cnidaria, Anthozoa, Scleractinia, Poritidae. The record is from the annotation of a GenBank genome assembly.